Molecule: messenger RNA, 1975 nt
Organism: Jaminaea rosea
Lineage: Eukaryota; Fungi; Basidiomycota; Exobasidiomycetes; Microstromatales
Product: SRP54-domain-containing protein
Exons: 1
Coding region: 55-1935 (626 amino acids)
Biological process (GO): SRP-dependent cotranslational protein targeting to membrane, translocation; SRP-dependent cotranslational protein targeting to membrane
Cellular component (GO): signal recognition particle, endoplasmic reticulum targeting; cytosol
Molecular function (GO): ATP hydrolysis activity; GTPase activity; 7S RNA binding
Source: RefSeq, a predicted model, not a curated record
UCGCUGACCUACCACCACGACCUCGCUGCACAUCCUCAUUCCCGCCGCGCAGCCAUGGUCCUCACAUCAUUGGGCCGUCGUAUCAACAGCGCAUUCGCGGACCUCUCUCGCGCCCCGCAGGUCGACGAUGCUACCAUUGAAGCGCUCCUCAAGUCAGUGUGCGCCGCCCUCCUCGAAUCCGACGUCAAUGUCCGCCUCGUCUCUGAGCUGCGCAACUCUGUGCGAGCAGAAGUCAAGGAAGGGCUCAAUGAUAAGAGCAAGGCGAGCCUACAGGAGGGUCAGCGCAAGUCGCUCGUCCAAAAGGCAGUCUACGACCACCUCGUCAAGCUCGUCGACCCCACGCCUGGCGAGGAGCAAUGGAAGCCGACAAAGAGCAGGCCAAACGUCAUCAUGUUCGUCGGUCUCCAAGGAAGCGGCAAGACGACGUCCGUGACAAAGCUGGGCAACUACUACGCCAAGCGCGGUUUCCGUACGGGUCUAGUCUGCGCCGACACCUUCAGAGCAGGAGCCUUUGACCAGCUCAAGCAGAAUGCCUCCAAGGCCAACAUUCCCUUCUACGGCUCGUACACAGAGACCGACCCCGUCAUCAUCGCGAAGCAGGGCGUCGAUUCGUUCAAGAAGAACAAGUUCGAAGUCAUCAUCGUCGAUACCUCUGGAAGACAUAGGCAGGAGGCGGAGCUGUUCGAGGAGAUGGUCGAGAUUGGGGAUGCGGUCAAGCCAGACCAGACGAUCAUGGUGCUCGAUGCCUCGAUUGGUCAGGCGGCAGAGGAGCAGAGCAAGGCAUUCAAAGAGGCAGCAGGGUACGGAGGUAUCUUCGUCACCAAGCUGGACGGACAUGCAAAGGGUGGAGGAGCCAUUUCCGCCGUUGCGGCGACUCGGACGCCCAUCCUCUUCCUCGGUCUGGGAGAGCACAUCGCCGAUCUCGAAGUCUUCCGUCCUGGGCCCUUCAUCUCGAAGCUACUCGGCCAAGGUGACCUCACGGGCUUGAUGGAGAAGAUGGAGGAAGUCCGCAACCAGAAUCCUGAGCGUCAAAAGGAGCUGAUGAAGAAGCUCGAGGAAGGAGGCAAGUUCACAGUACGCGACUGGAAGGAGCAGUUGGGCAACAUCAUGGGGAUGGGUCCCCUAUCCAAGCUCGCGGGGAUGAUCCCCGGCAUGGGCCAAAUGUUCGGCCAAGGCGGCGAGGGCGACGAAGCUGCCAGCUCCAAGAUGAAGCGCAUGAUGUACAUUUGCGAUUCGAUGACCAAGGAGGAGCUCGACUCGGACGGGUCCCUCUUCUACACGCCUGUCGGGGGGAAGAAGAAGCCCAAGAGCAAGAGCGAAGAUGCCAAGAAGAAGGGAAGCAGCAGUAAGGCCUCGACUUCUCAGGCGGUGGCCAAGAAAGGGGAGGAGGGCGGCGAGUCGGCCAAAGCCAAGGGCAAGAAGAAACAGGUUAAAGUCAGAAUGACAGCGAGAGCAAGGAGAGUGGCACGUGGCAGUGGUACCAGCGUGAGGGAGGUGGAAAAGUUCCUGAUGCAAUACCGUAUGGUCUCGAAGAUGGUCCAGCAAAUGGGAGGGCUCGCACGAUUCAAGCAGCAGCAACAAGCUGGUGGCCGGGCAGGCGGUAUGGGCGGUGGUGGUGGUGGUAUGCCGCAGCUCCCCCCGGGCAUGAGCAGGGAGCAAGUGAUGCAGAUGCAGAACAUGCUUCCCCCCGAGAUCAAGGCUCAGUUGCGGCAGCCUGGUGGCAGGGAGAAGUUGAUGCAGCAGAUACAGAGUGGACAGAUGCCACCGAGCAUGAUGAAUGCUAUGGGCGGAAUGGGAGGAAUGCCAGGCAUGGGCGGUGGAGGAGGCGGGAUGCCCGAUCUGGGCAGCUUGAUGUCGUCCAUGGGCGGGAUGGGCGGGAUGGCCAACAUGAUGAAGUCGAUGAUGGGCGGCGGUGGUGGUGGAGGAGCGCGAUGAUGGCGACGCUCUCACAAGCAAAGCAUAGCAUUAGCAGCCC